AUCCAUUGCCAGAGCCUAUGUUACUGGUGGAUCCAUUGCCAGAGCCUAUGUUACUGGUGGAUCCAUUGCCAGAGCCUAUGUUACUGGUGGAUCCAUUACCAGAGCCUAUGUUACUGGUGGAUCCUUUGCCAGAGCGUGUGUUACUGGUGGAUCCAUUGCCAGAGGUUUUGGAACCAGUGCCUUUGGUAGAGGUGAAAGCAGAGGCGCAGGACGGAUCCAGGCGGUCAUCGACCUCUUCUUCAUCCUCUUCCUCCUUUGGUGAUCCAUGCGACGACCCGCCGAUCCAGCCGAGGAUCCAGGAGGUGGAGGAGGAUAAAACCGAGCACAAAACUGCUGACAUCGAGCCGGUGGAGUGUGUCGACUACACCCUGACAACUCUGGAGGCCGUCACUCUGGAGGAGAGCAGCGCUGCACCUGAACCUGCUGAAGCCACCGGUCACCCCGACAUCGCUCUGUUCGUCAAGGCUGGCAGUGAUGGAGAGAGCAUCGGCAACUGUCCCUUCUCUCAGCGUCUCUUCAUGAUCCUGUGGCUCAAAGGAGUCGUGUUCAACGUCACCACCGUCGACCUCAAGAGAAAACCAGCAGAUUUGCACAACCUGGCCCCGGGGACGCACCCGCCCUUCCUCACCUUCAACGGAGAGGUCAAGACUGACAUCAACAAGAUUGAGGAGUUCCUUGAGGAAGUGCUCUGUCCUCCAAAGUAUCCCAAACUGGCCGCCAAGCAGAGAGAGUCCAACACAGCUGGAAAUGACAUCUUCGCCAAGUUCUCAGCCUACAUCAAGAACACCAAACCAGAGGCCAAUGCUGUCCUAGAGAAAGGUUUAACCAAAGCCCUGAAGAAGCUGGAUGAGUACCUGAACAGCCCGCUGCCAGAUGAGAUUGAUGCAGACAGCAUGGAAGAGGAGAAGAGCUCCAUCCGGUGCUUUCUGGACGGGAAUGAGCUCACUCUCUCUGACUGCAACCUGCUGCCUAAACUGCACAUAGUCAAGGUUGUCGCUAAGAAGUACCGCAACUACGACAUCCCGUCGGACAUGACGGGCGUGUGGCGGUAUCUGAAGAGCGCCUACAAACGUGACGAGUUCACCAACACCUGUGCUGCUGACUCUGAGAUAGAGACCGCCUACAAGGACGUGGCAAAGAGACUGGCCAAGUAACUCGCCAAGCAAGAGUGAAAAAUGAAAAGUGAAAACUAGCAGCACAAGACGAGAGAAAACACCACUGUCACACAUUACGUACACAUGAAUUUCCUUUUAGAGUCUCUUUCAGUGACGCUGUCUGUCGUCGGGUGUCUCAUGCAGCUCUGUACCACCGCGUGCAUUAUGGAUAUAUACAUAACACUGGAAAUACAGAAACAGACACGUCAAGCAGAGUAUAAAUCAAUCCCCGAAAACUUCAUUCGCGACUUUUUAAACCCGAUGUUGCUGCCGUGAAACUUCUGACAUAACCAUUUCCACUCGAACGCGAUUGUGUCUGUCUGUGUUCAUUUCUCACAACACAAGGCUCUCUUUCAUACGUACUCCACUGGCCCGCACGGCCAAACAUUUUACUAGUUGCUGAUGUCAGGGUUGUUCACUUUAUUUAUUCCAAAGCCGACAGAAGUCUAGUCUGACUGCAGUGUUUAUUGUCAUGCUCUGGCUCCUGGGGGAGACACCUUUGAUUCACAUGUGAUUGAUGCUUCUGAUUGUUUGCUGAAUAUGACUUUUGCAGAUCCAUCCUGACUGUCACUCAUCACUAUGGGGUUGUGUUGUUAGGCUUUCCUUAUAAAUGCACUCCUGCUUCUAAAGAGGUUGUUUUUUUUAAGAAGGGCUGAUUUGAGAAAAUGAGAUGAUCUGGUUAAUGACUCUGGAGUGAGGAUUAGCGGCUCUGUCUGCUUGCAUGCACAAAUCUGUUUUAAAUUCUAAUAUUCAAACGUGAUCUUGUUAUGAUAUGAAAACUCCUCGAUGAAUGUGUGCCUUAAUUUGAAAGUAUCCAAAGUCCAUGCCAAUGUCAAUGAUGGACUCAUUCUAAAAAAUGUAUCGCAGCCAGAGCUGAGAUGUUUGUUUUGCCUCCAGCUAUUAGUGUUCACUCUAGCUAUUGAUUUCGUCUCAAGUUUCAGAUGAUAUUAUGAAUGGCGAGAGUAUUUAUUUUGCAGUCCCAAUCAGGCCUGAUUAGCUGGAGAGCCAUUAGCGCUGCGAUGAAAAGCAUCUCCCAGGCCGGGUCCAGAACGGUCAGGAGCCCUGCCCUCCAGCUCUUCAUCAGAGAGACAUUUCCGCUGCACCGAGGAGUCCAUCAACUUCCACAGCCUAAAAAAGUUUAAGUUCAAAAGUUUCAUUAGGAGGAGGAUGGAGUGUCAGAGGACAAGGGAAAUUUGUUUUGGGAGCUUAUCGUCUUUGGCUUGGUGUCAGGCUGCAACUACAGCGAGACUUCCUUGAAGAACCAUAAGGCUCUUGUGUGGUUUGGACAAACGUAUGAAAUGAAAUUGGAGCAUGAUGACUGAGGGGCUUGCUCAUUGCAAAGCUCUACAAAUAAAAUAAUAUUUUCACA
This is a messenger RNA of Solea solea (common sole), 2523 nucleotides long. It is a transcript of the gene clic5b, whose product is annotated as chloride intracellular channel 5b. The transcript is spliced from 6 exons. Bases 18 to 1154 code for a protein of 378 amino acids. NCBI's taxonomy places the organism in Eukaryota, Metazoa, Chordata, Actinopteri, Pleuronectiformes, Soleidae. The record is from RefSeq and is a predicted model, not a curated record.